AUGGUUGUCGCCACGAUUAAGUGUGUCGUCGUCGGAGAUGGUGCCGUGGGAAAGACCUGUCUUUUGAUCUCUUACACAACAAACAAGUUCCCCUCCGAAUAUGUCCCCACCGUCUUCGACAACUAUGCCGUCACCGUCAUGAUCGGUGAUGAGCCCUAUACGCUGGGUCUGUUUGAUACGGCCGGUCAGGAGGAUUACGAUCGUCUGCGUCCCCUCUCCUACCCUCAAACCGAUGUCUUCCUGGUGUGCUUCUCCGUCACCUCCCCCGCCUCCUUCGAGAACGUGCGCGAGAAAUGGUUCCCCGAGGUCCACCACCACUGCCCCGGGGUCCCCUGCUUGAUCGUGGGAACCCAGACCGAUCUGCGCGAUGACCCCGCCGUCCGCGAAAAGCUAGCCCGCCAGAAGAUGCAACCCAUCCGCAAGGAGGACGGCGAUCGCAUGGCCAAGGAGCUCGGCGCUGUGAAAUAUGUCGAAUGUUCCGCCCUGACCCAGUAUAAGCUCAAGGAUGUUUUUGACGAGGCUAUUGUUGCUGCGCUGGAGCCGGCACCGAAGAAAAAGUCCAAGUGUGUCUUGCUGUAA
Molecule: messenger RNA, 579 nt
Organism: Aspergillus terreus NIH2624
Lineage: Eukaryota; Fungi; Ascomycota; Eurotiomycetes; Eurotiales; Aspergillaceae
Gene: cdc42
Product: Rho family GTPase CDC42
Exons: 4
Coding region: 1-579 (192 amino acids)
Biological process (GO): small GTPase-mediated signal transduction
Molecular function (GO): GTP binding; GTPase activity
Source: RefSeq, a predicted model, not a curated record